Apis mellifera (honey bee) is the source of this 3161-nucleotide messenger RNA. Its product is annotated as nose resistant to fluoxetine protein 6. Bases 626 to 2836 code for a protein of 736 amino acids. Gene Ontology annotation, molecular function: acyltransferase activity, transferring groups other than amino-acyl groups. The transcript has 14 exons. The record is from RefSeq and is a predicted model, not a curated record. NCBI's taxonomy places the organism in Eukaryota, Metazoa, Arthropoda, Insecta, Hymenoptera, Apidae.
GAAGUAUCCAAGAGCGUUAGUUUUCGCUUUUAGUUUGAACGAUUAGAAGAUUAUUAGUAUGCGUAUAAAACGGGUGGAAUGUAAUAGGGACACUCGUGGAAAACGUGCAGCACGUGGCCGAUCGCUUUUUUAAUUGGAACUCGCUCGCCACUGGCCCAAGUCCUGGCCAGCAGUUAUUACCGAUAUUUCGUAGAUUCGCGGCGAAUGAAACAAUGCACAAGCGAAAGAAGCGAUAAACUCGAUUCGACUCGACUCGACUCGUUGUUUUGAAUCCGUUGUUCGAUUCGGUUUAAAAGAAGUUUUAUUUUGGCCGCCGCUGAGCGUGCAAGAUUCCGGGGCCAAGUGUGAAAAAGUGUUUCGACGGUGGAAAAUCCGAAUUAUCGUUCGAAUAAUUGGAUUAAUAAUAAUUAUUAAAUUAAUCGGAUAUCGCUUGUAUUGUUAAUUUAAAAUUUUUUUUUAUUUUUUUAGUUUUUAUCAAUAAUAUUAAUCAAAGAUAUAUUUUUAUCAAAAAUUUAGUGCUUGUUUCAAUCUAUUCAUAUAAUUCAAUAUUUUUUGUUUCAAAGAUUAAUUCGAUUAAUUCGAAAGUUUGAUCUGAUCGAAGCGAAAAAAAGGAAAGGAAAGGAACAUGAACAAGGCGCUCGCUCUGCUGAUCAUCCUUCAAGCAAUUCGCGCCAACCGUUCGAUCCACCCCUCGAACGACGUGGAGGGAAUCGGCGGCGCCGAGGCCUCCUCGUGCACCCUGGCGAGAUCGAUCGAUCGAUCGGGGAGGAACGGAUCGUUCUCGAACGAAACGCAAUUCUGCGAGGCGUGGAAGGGGACGAAGAAGAAUUUCGAGAACGGAUCGUAUCACGAGACGAUUGGCAAGUUUCCUCUUUGCGCCGGGUUGACGAGCGACGGGAUAUCGCACAUGCUGCGCUUCACCCCGAACUUCACGUUCGUUCAGAACGCUGAAUGCCGGGAGCAGGUUAACGUUUUCCUGCGCGAAUUGAGGAAUUACAAAUUCUGGGCCAUGGAAAUGUUGGACUCGAACGCGAAACUGCCAUCCAGUUUGUUGCAAGGGAACGUGAAUCAAUUGGGUGAUUUCGAUCAAUGCUUGAACGUUGCGGCGCGCGAGAGGUGGAACGGAAGGGAGAUAAGGAUAAAGGGGAGGUACUUUUUGACGCUCAUAGACGUGGACGCGACCCAUCCAAUCACGGAACGUCUGGUUUUCGUCAUGAAGGCGCAUAACAUAUUCUUGUCCAAUUUGCACGAGAAACGUGGACACUUUUUCCCAAAAUUUCCGCUGAUAAGGUGGGCGCUCUGCCUGCCGUCAGCUUGCUCCAACGAGGACGCGAGAAGCGUGAUCCAACACGCGUUGAACGAGUACAAUUUAACGGCGGGGAUCAGAUUUAUGGUCCGCGCCGAUCCCAACACGAGUUACGUAAAGCACGAGUCAUCGAAUUAUACGAAAGAAACGAUCUACGUUUUAUGUUUCUUUGCAAUUGUCGCAUGUCUCGUUGCAGCAACAACAAUGAGAGAUUACUUGGGGACGCGUGGCGAGAAGGAGAAAGAGAACAGUUUGGAGAGGAUAGCGAUGGGAUUCUCGUUGAGGAGGAGCGCGAAAUCUUUGUUCAAAAAGGAGACGGGGCCCAACGACAUCACGUGCAUACACGGGAUGAAAUCGAUUUUGGCCGUGCUUUUAUCCAUGGCGCACAGGAACAUGACACUGUGCAUAAUGCCGUACAUGAAUCGAAUCUACUACUCUCACGUGGCGAAGGAACCGCUAUCGGUCAUCAUUAGACUAGCUAUGAUAUACACGGACUCGUUCUUACUGUUCAGCGGCACGUUGAUAUCCUUCAACAUGACGCACGAGUUGACAACGAGGGGAGAGAUUCGUUGGUUCAGGCGGCUUGUUUCCAGAUACGUGAGACUCACCCCGAUGUUGCUGGUCGUCGUGCUCUAUUACGCGUACGUGAUGGAGCACACCGGCUCGGGCCCGGAAUGGAACAUCAACGUGAAGAAUGCCGAUCUUUGUAAGAAAACCGGAUGGAUGAACGUGUUGUACGCGCAGAUCUUUCUACCGUUCGAGGAUCAGUGCGCUUCCCACACCUAUCAAGUAUCCAUAGACAUGCAACUGUCAUUGUUGGCUCCUGUAUUGGUAUUCGUGUUAAAAUUCUGGCCAACGCUCGGGAUACUUCUCGCCUUGUCCAUCGUUUCUUUAUCGACGAUACUUCGUUACACGAUAAUGACGAGGAACGACAUUACCAUAAUGUUGUAUUACGGCUUGUCGGUGGAGAAAUUCUACAGUAUGAGCAAUCUGAUAUACACGAUUCCGUUUUACAGAAUCACGCCGUACGUGUGCGGCGUUGCUCUUAGCGUGUUGUUGUAUCGCGUUGGAAAACACGUUAAGAUUCCCAAGCUCGUGGUGAAUCUAGGAUGGUCGUUGUCGGCGAUAAUCAUAACGUGGAUGUUGUACUGGCCGCGCGACAUCAUGAGGGAAGAUUACGUGUUCGACAUUGUAUCGCUGACCAAUUUCGUAGUGAUCAAUCAAAUCCUGUGGACAUUGGCCCAGUGUUGGAUAAUAUUCGCGUGUUACACGAAUAACGGGGGUGUGAUAAACAAAUUCCUUUCCCAUCAUUGGUUCGUCGUGUUCAGCAAGAUAUCGUACUCGUUCUAUCUGAUCCAAUUCAUAUUUUUUUUCUACGAGAUCGGGACCAUCAGAUAUCCGGAUAUUUUUUACAUAUUUCAACUAAUCAAUUUUAAGCAAAUGAUUUUGCUCACCCUCUCGUCGAUAGUUCUUACUUUGAUCUUCGAUAUAUCCAUGCAGGAGAUCAAAAAUUACAUAAUGAAAAAAUGAGCGUUCAAAAACGGUUUACACGGUAAACUGAAAACGUGGACUAAUAACUGGUCCAAAGUUUUGUACCAGUAUAUUUUGUAUAUUUUUAUUUUCUUUACGACACUUUCUUCAGUUCUUUUUUUUUUUUUUUUUUACAGCGUUCUUUGAAAAAAUUUGCGUAAUAUUUGCAUCAAGAUCGAGAAAUAAAUAUUGUAACAUUGUCCAAUUGAUUUUUACUCUCUUCACGUUUAUUAUUCCUCUCGUUUUUCGUUUAUCGAAAUAUAUAUAAAUAAAGUGUAAAUAUUCUUCGAGAUGAAGAGAAAAAUAUUUUCAAAGAAUAUCAAUA